AUGAUUAUUGAAGUGGGUGUCUCCUAUCUUGUUGGUUCGAAAGUGCGACAAUGGAACAAUAGACAAGAUUGGAAGGAUGAUUUAAUUGAAAGGGUUGAUAAAAUAUUAGGUGAAACUUAUCCUAGCCUUGAAAGUAUAACAAGUUUACUAGACGAGAUCAAUAAAUAUAACCCCAAAAAAAGAAGUGAAUUUGACGGUCUCUAUGAACUCGAAGAAUUACGGGAUGAAAAAAUAAAUGAAAUGAAUUCCAUAAGUUCAUCUCAGUUUUCAUUUUCUUCACAAGAACCAACAAUAAAUGAACAGAUUAGUUCCUUUAGAAGUGCUAUAAGAAGACAAGAACAAAUAUAUCAUGCUUGUUUAAGUAAUGGAAACACAGAAGGAAUGGAUAAGGCAAAUAAUAAAAUAAUGGAUUUAGAACGAGACAUUAUCAAUUUAGAACAUUUAUGA
Messenger RNA from Dentiscutata erythropus, 447 nucleotides. The record is from the annotation of a GenBank genome assembly. Lineage: Eukaryota; Fungi; Glomeromycota; Glomeromycetes; Diversisporales; Gigasporaceae.